GUCGUUCAUUUGCAACUAGCCCUCCAAAAAAAAAAAGUCGUGCAUUUGCAACUGCUCCUCAUCCUCUCAGCCUCGACGGACCCUCAUCCUCUCGCCAUGGCUCCGCCUCCGCCUCCGGCUACGGACGAACGAACCGUGUCUGCCGGAGACACGCACGAAGCCGGCACAUGUGUGGUGGUGCUCGCCGUCGGUCCGUCUCUUGGUGCGACCAAGUGCUUGCAUGUUUACAGGAGUAGGUAUGAUAUGGAUCGAGCCGAGGAUUCACCACACAACCUUCGGUUUCCCAGUUUCUCUGCUCUGGUUUGCCGAUGGAUGGAGACGAGCUUCUUUCUUCUGGCCGGUAGAUCUGGUUAUGAUCCACAAAUUCGGUUUUCGAUCUGCUACCGUACGUAUAAUAAUAUAUGUCUUCCCUCCAUCUCGUGCAUGGAAGUAUGUUUGUGUUGGAGACGGCCGGUGAUGGACACGGAUCUCAUCACACGAUUCACAGUCUAGGCUUUCGAGAUGCAAGCGAUUUUUUUUCCGACAAAGGGUUAGGCGAAUACGACGAUCCCCUAAGUUUCCGAUCCUUUUCACUCGAAACUCUCUCGCCGGCCGGCAUCAACAGGCGCAAUACAAGGUGGAUCUACCAGUUGGAGAAUGGUGUUGCCCUGCCCCCGCCGGUUACCGGGCAGAGCUUUCGGCCGUCGGCCAAUGUUUCUGCCCAACAGUUGGUGUCCAACACCGGCGGAGAGAAAACGACCUUGGACAAGAACUAAAGCUAUCAAGAUCCUAAUGGUGUGGCGACGCGUGACGCCCUGCCGGUUACGGUACAUGAGCUUUCUUUACAUCGCACCAGCCAACGUAGCACUUGGUGUCGACCACCAGCGGAGGAAAAACGCAACUCAAGCCAUCGACGUUUUCUUUAGUUCCAUCACCACACAACCACCAUGGAGGGGCAGCAGCAGGGGCAACAGCAGGGCCAGCAGCAGGGCCAACAGGAAGGCCAGCAGCUGGAGGGGCAACAGGAGGGCCAGCAGCAGGAGUGGCGCCAACAAUGGGAAGAGUGGUGGUUGCUGUGGCAGGGGCAUUGGCAAGUGCAGUGGCUGGAGUGGCAGAGUCAAUGGCAAGAGUGGUGGCAGCAGUUGCAGCUGCCGCUGCAGCAGCAGUGGGAGAACUGGCUGUUGCACUGGCAUCAACACUUUGAGCAGUGGCAGAACCUGUGGUACGAGCAAUGGCAGCAAUGGGAGCAGCGGUGCCAGGCGCAACAACAUCAACAAUGGUGGGAGUGGCCGCAGGACCAGUGGCAACAACAAUUGCAGCACGAAUGGCAACAGUGGCAGCAGCAUGGGGAAUGGCAGUGGCGGCUGUGGCUACAACAGGUUCAGUGGCAGCAGCAGGAGGUGCAGGGGCAGGGGCAGCAGCAACAGGUGCAGGGGCAGCAGCAACAGGGGCAGGGGCAGGAGCCGUGGGAGCUACGUCUGCAGUUUCAACAAUGGCAGCCUCAUUGGCGGCAGCAGUGGCACAUGUGGCAUCAAGACUGGCAGCAGCAGUGGCGUCAAUGGCAACAGGGCCAACAGCAAAGGCGGGAGCAGCGACAAUGGCAGUGGCGGCAGUGGCAGAAGGAUGAGCGGUGGCAGGAGCAGGAGCGGUGGCUGCGCCACCGGCUAACCAUCAAUAUGCAUUUGAUACCUGUGUCCUAUGCUUUGAGUUUCAAGCCACUCACCACUUCUCUUGUAUUCGAAGACAAAGAGGGCGCUAAAAUCCCUAUGCUCGAGAAUACAACCUUCGGCAAUUUAGUUGCCGACGGCUUUGUUAAUGAGAUAAUUGCGGCACAUCGUCGGAACCUGAGCUGGGCUGGUGAUUUCUGCGAGGAUGAUUUAUUUGUAUCUGAGGGCGAGCAUUUUGUUACCAUUGCUAAAGAACCAACGAAGUCAGCAACAGAUGAUAACCAGUUUCUGGAUUUAAUUCAGAUAACAAAUUGGUUUGCUGAUAAGUAUACUGAGAAUCAAAUGGUGCCGUCUUAUUUUGAAGAGUUUGUUGACAGAGUAUAUAAAAUACCAAGUUGGCAAAAUCAAUGUGAUUGAUCAGCAAGCUUAUGGGUGCUUAGUAACCACCCUUUCUUUAUGGGAGAAGAAAAAUGGAGGUUAUUUGUAGAGGAAUACUAUAAAUGGUACACUCAAGUUAAUGUGGUAUCGCGGGAUGAGAUUCUUAAGAAAGCUAAUUGUGAUAUAUGUCUGAAUUGGCAUUUGGCUACAGUGCGCGAUAACAGUCUUCUGCAAAUGGUGUACUGGAAUGGAAGAGAGAACUUGUGUCCAUCAUCUUACUUUACUAAAGGCUGCAAAGUUCCUCGGCGGACGGCUAGCGAUGCUGAAAUAUUCCGGUUCACCCAAGAAGAUGGGUAUUUAGCAGUUUUCCAGCGGACGUUUUAUGUUCACGGGCUACAUAUUCUUGGGGCUCGUUGGUCAUUGAGAGAACUGGCACUUUAUAUUGCGUAUAUUUUCAAACAUUUUCUGCCACGUUUUAUUGAAAGGAUUUACGCCAACUCUCAUGAACAUCAUCUCUUUGCUGAGAUCCUUGAUACAUAUGUAAAGCGGAGGUCUGCUUCCCGGAGGCAUAUUCGAGGAAAACUGUACGAAGUGACAGCCUAAUUUGAGCUAAUGAUAUCCAAGCACCAAAAGACUAGUAUGGUAGCAGCGAUGAUGCUAAGGAUGAAUGGAGACUUACUGCUGUUUACUGAAAAAGGCUUUCACCCCGCUUUAUAUAUAAAGCAACGAUCAUCGACUUGCUGCUGUUUGAACAAUGCUUCCAGUCUCAGUUGGACGCUCAUUGCUGUUUGCCAUCCGUCAGCUGCCGGUAUCAGGUGGACUGAAGUUCGACGGUAAAUGACAGUUCAAAGAUGAUGGCUGGACUUCCUUUUCGCAAUAGAGGAUCGUGAUAUGGUGGUUGAGCCUAUGUCAGCCACUGGUUCCACUCAGCCGAGAAGGCCAGGCAUAAGGUCUUCACCUUCAGCAUCCAGUAAGAGUGUUACGGCUUGCAAUUUAGGUUCUAGUUCCAGAUCAGCUGCCCUGCCACCACUAGCACCACAAGCAGACAGGGCUGCAAACCCUUAACGGUUCGAUGCACGGACUAUACAUUUCUCCGUAAAUGCCUGUGUACUGGUUGUUGCUGGACUCUGGGGACGCUUCCAAUCUUGUCAAAACAUCUUGCAGACAGAGCUUGCAAGCUUUUGUUGCUGGGAACAGUCCUCUCGUCAGGAUAUAUUCUUCAUACAGUACUUACUAUGGGGUGCCAGCGCAACAUCAUUCCGACAUUCAGACAUUACGGCUUCCUCCCACACAUCAAACACUGUCUCUGCCAAUGUAACCAUGCGUGCGUCCCUUGCUUCCUGGAGUAUUACUGCUGUCUACGGGCCUCAGUCCGAUGCGGAUAAAUUUGCCUCCAUCCAAGAGAUCAAACAACUAAAGGCCUCCAUGCUGCCUUCUUUGGCUGCUGCUGGGGGACUUCAAUCUCAUGUAAAGCUGAGGACUAAAGCAAUGCUAGUAUCAACAGGAGCUGCUUAACAAUUUCUGGGCAGUUCUCAGCGCAAUUGAGGUCUCUGAACUCCACACGGUCGACGGUUUACUUGGGUCAGCACCUGUCAGUCGCAAACAAGGACGAAGAUUGAUCACGUUUUCUGCCCCGCUGACUGGAAUCUUAUGUUCCCACAAUAUCACUUGAGAGGCAUCUCCUCCUCUGGCUCCGAUCACUCUGCCAUGGUGCUCUCUGGCCCAUUGCUGCAUGGUGAUGCCAUGUGGAUGCUCCACCAGAAACUUGUUCGUCUGGGCAAAGCUUUGUGGGUAUGGAGCAGAACAAAGGUGGGCAACAUUGCUCUGUUGACUGCGGUGUCCGAGCAGCUUAUCCUGGGCCUGGACUAUGCCCAAGAUCACUGUGACCUCACUAUUGCAGAAUUAAGUCUGAGGAUCUUCCUUCAGAACAAGUUGUUGGACCUUGCUGCAAUUCACAGGGUCAGGAUCAGGCAGUGUUCUCGGCUGCUAUGGGUGCGCCCUGGAGAGGUCAACGCAAAACUUUUCCACAUCAAGGCCAAUGGUCGCCGAUGACGUAAUUUCAUAAUCGCCCAAGGUCAUUUCACUUUGCAGAAAGACAAGCAAGCUGAGCUUCUUCGACAACUGCAAGAGAUAUGGAUGUCACAAGGCAAAUUCUAUGUGCUUUUGGUGAUGCUAGUGGUCUUCGGGUCAAUCAGGCCAAGAGUGGAAUCCUAUCAUAUCCUCUAUCUUGUCAUCCCCACUAUUUAUUUAUCUUAGCAUUCAUAAUGACAUGCCAUCAUUUUAUUCCUUUAAUUUUUAAGCGAUUCUUUUGUUGUCCGAUUCAA
Messenger RNA from Triticum dicoccoides, 4348 nucleotides. RefSeq lists its product as uncharacterized. Bases 637 to 1647 code for a protein of 336 amino acids. The record is from RefSeq and is a predicted model, not a curated record. NCBI's taxonomy places the organism in Eukaryota, Viridiplantae, Streptophyta, Magnoliopsida, Poales, Poaceae. The transcript has 15 exons.